Molecule: messenger RNA, 1557 nt
Organism: Leishmania major strain Friedlin
Lineage: Eukaryota; Euglenozoa; Kinetoplastea; Trypanosomatida; Trypanosomatidae
Exons: 1
Coding region: 1-1557 (518 amino acids)
Biological process (GO): protein transport to vacuole involved in ubiquitin-dependent protein catabolic process via the multivesicular body sorting pathway
Molecular function (GO): phosphatidylinositol binding; ubiquitin binding
Source: RefSeq, a predicted model, not a curated record
AUGGUCCAACUGUCGCUCAUUGAGGAGGUGAAGGAUAAGGUGUCACGCUUUAUUCCGAACCCUUUCGUCGACAUUGUCGAGGAGUGCACCGCCCCGCAACUCCUUAUUCCCACCUACGAGCACGUCAAGUUUCUCUGUGAGCAGGUGAACAAGAAAUCCGAGUCGACCGUUGACAUUGUGCGAGCAAUCCGGCGCCGUAUCGCGGACUCUCAUAUCGCCGUCAAGCACCUGACGAUCCAGCUGCUGGAGUCGAUGAUCAAGAGCUGCUCAACAUGGUUUCAUAUCGAAGUGGCGACGCAGAAGGGUCUUCUGCGCGAUCUGGUCGCUGUCGCAUGCGUACAGCCGUCGACCGGCCGCGCGAUGCAAGCGAAAGAGUCAGCGCUCUUGCUGACGCUCAACCUCAGCAUCUGGUUUCGCGGCCACCCCGCCGAGGAGUGCUACAUCCUCACAACGCUCGCCGACGACGUCCGCAACGAGAUGGGGCCAAAUUGCUUCGAGGGCCUCGAACCAGAACGCAACACACGCAUGAAGGUGGAGGUUCACGCCCCCAACCGCAAUCGACAACAGCCGGGUCAGCGUUCGGAUGCUGGCCCCAACUACCAAGGGCCACGCUCGCACGGUCAUCGCCGCGACAAGCGCCGUAUCGUCGACGCCAUUGCAAUCAACCUCCCCACCUCUGAGCGUUUGUCGGCGAUGCUGGAAACGUGCAUGACCUUUUCUGAUUACGUGAACAACGCCGAGACAAAUCCCAAUGUAUGUUUGCGUGAUGACGAGGUUGUGCUGAGCUACUUGUCGCAGCUGCGCGACGACCACAUCUACGUCACGAUUCUGCUGUCCUCGAACCUGCAGCUGGACCGCGACUUACUCCGGACCGUCUCUGACAGUCAGUCGGCCGUGCUGGCGAAGGUUGAGAAGUCGAUGGCACGGCCGCGCACUGACGCCGCGCCCGAAGGGUCAUCAGCGUUGCCGCCAGCACUGCAGCAAGCCCUAAUGCGUUCCGCUGUUGACACGGAGCAGAGCGGCGGCGACGUCUCUGCUUUUCAGGAGACGGGGAUGCAACAACGCCCGUCACCACCGCGCGCUGAGGUGCCGAGCCGGAACGUGGGCAUGACGAGAACCUCUCCGGCGCCGAUGUCUACUCCGCCCCUCGCCGCUGCGCCAGCGAUAGAGGACUUGUUCGGGAACGGGCAGUCUGCGCCACAGGCUACGUCUUCAAUGCCCAAGUCACUCUCGCCAACAAUGGAGGCGCCGGGGUCGGCGCCAGCAUCAUCUCCUCCGGUGGCGUCGCCUGAGGAGACUGCCAACGCCGCGGAGCCUGCUGUGGGCGACUUCGCGACAACCGCACUCACUAGUUCCAAUGCGGCGGCGCUGCCACCCAUGCGUGCAGAGACAAGUGAAGCGGCUGGGGCGGAGGAGGUGCCUGCGCCGCUCCAGCAUGCAGCAUCCGAGUCCACCUCGGCAGCGGCUACUGCAGCGGCUCCCACCCCACCGGCCGCGGACUUACCAAAGGACGUGGAUGACUUCGAUACCUUCCUUGAAGGUCACGGGGUCAGCUAA